Molecule: messenger RNA, 645 nt
Organism: Coccidioides posadasii C735 delta SOWgp
Lineage: Eukaryota; Fungi; Ascomycota; Eurotiomycetes; Onygenales; Onygenaceae
Gene: RPC19
Product: RNA polymerase subunit AC19
Biological process (GO): DNA-templated transcription
Cellular component (GO): RNA polymerase I complex; RNA polymerase III complex
Molecular function (GO): DNA binding; protein dimerization activity
Source: RefSeq, a predicted model, not a curated record
UCUCGGUGUCGCAGAAUUACAUUGCAAGAGUGUAUUCUCUACAUAUUACACCGGGCUUGUCCGGGCCUAUUUCACCCUCCAAUCAAACUUUGCUGACACCUUCUAGAAGACGCCGGGUAGCAACAAAGCCCUAAUAAAAUAUCCCGUUAGAGAGCUAUUCUCGAGUCAGCACAGUAUUGCGUAUUAGAUACGGACACUUUUGUGGCCAUGCCAUCCUCCGUGCGAUCCAAUGACCGUGACCAAACAAUGGCCGACGACGCGCCGUUGAAUGACACGGAAAUGCAGGAGCAAAACCCGGAUGAACUAGAGGAAGAGAUUCACGUGGCGGAAUUUGAGAAACAGAGAAUCACAGUUUUGCCAGGCGCUUCCGAGACGGCGGCAUCGUUCCAGUUCGAAGGAGAGGAUCAUACACUAGGAAACGCGCUGAGAUAUAUUAUAAUGAAGAAUCCCGACGUUGAAUUUUGUGGCUACACCAUGCCCCAUCCUUCAGAGACAAAGAUGAACCUUCGCAUCCAAACCUAUGCCUCGACGAAUGUAUUUGAAGUGCUUGACAAAGGAUUGAGUGACCUCAUUGACCUUUGCGAUGUUGUAACAGAGACUUUCACAACUGCAAGAGAUGAUUUUGAAACGAAUAAAAUGCAAUAA